This is a messenger RNA of Hyaloscypha bicolor E, 3861 nucleotides long. RefSeq lists its product as uncharacterized. The transcript has 5 exons. Gene Ontology annotation, biological process: nucleosome organization; regulation of transcription by RNA polymerase II. NCBI's taxonomy places the organism in Eukaryota, Fungi, Ascomycota, Leotiomycetes, Helotiales, Hyaloscyphaceae. The coding region runs from base 173 to 3562 and encodes 1129 amino acids. Gene Ontology annotation, cellular component: chromatin; nucleus. Gene Ontology annotation, molecular function: ATP binding; ATP-dependent chromatin remodeler activity; nucleosome binding. The record is from RefSeq and is a predicted model, not a curated record.
AGAACCUCUCCUUCUAAGUUCUUCAACACCCGUCCACAACGCCAUUCCCUGGACAGUAUUCUAUCACCAACGCGAUCGGGUCAUUGCACCUAGCUACUGGGAACAUUCUUGAGGCAGCAUAAGGCUCCCUCCUUUGUGCUCUUACUCCCCUCCUGGGUUGGAGUCUGACAACAUGGCUCCACGCUCAUCUCGCGCAAGUGGCGCCGAUACCGAUACCUCUAUGGCGGAUGAACCCAUUCGACAGCUUCCAGUUGACCCAAUGGAUGUCGACGAGACUCCAGAUUUUACAGAAGACUCCGAUACCAAUCCAAACACCACCGCCAGCAGUGUUGUCGGUGAGCCUCUCAACACCGACGGGCGCAAGCGACGUUCCGAGGCAACCCAACUCCGUAGAAGUGUUUUUGGAAAAAAACACGAUAUUCUUGGCGAAUCUAAGGAAGAUGACUCCAUCAGACGUUUUCGAUAUCUCCUUGGCUUAACCGACCUCUUUCGACAUUUCAUCGAGACAAACCCCAAUCCACGCAUUAAGGAAAUCAUGAUUGAGAUCGAUCGCCAGAAUGCGGAAGCUGAAAAGGCUAAGAAAGGCCGUGAUAGACAAGGAGGAGCUGCGAAUGAGAGACGUCGCAGAACCGAGGCUGAGGAAGAUGCAGAGCUGCUGAAGGACGAGAAAGCUGGUGGCUCUGCCGAGACAGUAUUCCGAGAUUCCCCAGGAUUCAUCAAAGGUGGUGAGAUGCGUGAUUACCAAGUUGCUGGUCUCAACUGGCUCAUAUCUUUGCAUGAGAAUGGUAUUUCUGGUAUUCUCGCAGACGAAAUGGGUUUGGGAAAGACUCUACAGACAAUUGCCUUCCUUGGAUACUUGCGACAUAUCAUGGGUAUCACAGGCCCGCAUCUCAUUACCGUCCCAAAGUCGACACUUGACAACUGGAAGAGAGAAUUUGCGAAAUGGACCCCAGAGGUCAAUGUUCUGGUCCUCCAGGGAGCCAAGGAUGAGCGUCACAAUUUGAUUAACGAGCGUCUUAUCGAUGAGAAGUUCGAUGUCUGCAUUACGAGUUACGAGAUGAUUCUGCGAGAAAAGGCACAUUUGAAAAAAUUUGCUUGGGAGUACAUUAUAAUUGACGAGGCCCAUCGCAUCAAGAACGAGGAAUCGUCUCUUGCGCAAGUUAUCCGCUUGUUCAAUUCUAGAAAUCGUCUGUUGAUUACGGGCACGCCUCUUCAGAACAAUCUCCACGAACUCUGGGCCUUGCUCAAUUUCCUCCUUCCUGAUGUUUUCGGUGAUGCUGAGGCUUUCGAUCAGUGGUUCUCAGGUCAAGGAGAAGACCAGGAUACUGUCGUCAAGCAACUGCAUCGUGUGCUUCGUCCCUUCUUGCUCCGACGUGUCAAGAGCGACGUUGAGAAGAGUUUGCUUCCUAAGAAGGAAAUCAACCUGUAUAUCGGCAUGUCUGAAAUGCAAGUUAAGUGGUAUAAGAAGAUCUUGGAGAAGGAUAUCGACGCUGUCAAUGGAGCAGGCGGAAAGCGCGAAUCGAAGACGAGACUUCUCAACAUCGUUAUGCAGCUUCGAAAGUGUUGCAACCACCCUUACCUCUUCGAAGGCGCCGAGCCUGGACCUCCAUACACCACCGAUGAGCACCUCGUUGUCAACGCAGGCAAGAUGGUCAUGCUCGAUAGACUUCUUGUCCGACUAAAGAAGCAAGGAAGCCGAGUUCUGAUCUUCUCUCAGAUGAGUAGAUUGUUGGACAUUCUUGAGGAUUAUUGUGUCUUCAGAGAGUUCAAGUACUGUCGAAUCGAUGGUGGUACAGCUCACGAAGACCGUAUUUCAGCAAUUGACGAGUACAACAAACCAGACUCGGAGAAGUUCAUCUUCCUUUUGACGACUCGAGCUGGUGGUCUUGGAAUCAAUUUGACCAGCGCCGAUAUUGUCGUCCUGUAUGACAGCGAUUGGAACCCGCAGGCGGAUUUGCAAGCUAUGGAUCGUGCUCAUCGCAUUGGUCAGACUAAGCAAGUCGUCGUUUACCGAUUUGUCACAGAAAACGCCAUCGAGGAGAAGGUGUUGGAGCGUGCUGCUCAGAAGCUUCGUCUUGACCAGCUGGUCAUUCAACAAGGUCGUGCACAGAUCGCUGCAAAGGCAGCCGCCAACAAGGAUGAGCUGCUCAACAUGAUCCAACACGGUGCCGAGAAGGUCUUCAAUUCCAAGGGAGGAACCGGCGCUCUCGCGGAGAAGGGUGCUGAGCUUAAUGAUGAUGAUAUUGAUGAGAUUCUCAAGCACGGAGAGAAGCGUACUGCCGAGCUCAACGCCCGUUAUGAGAAGCUCGGUAUCGAUGACUUGCAGAAGUUUACUUCCGAAUCUGCUUACGAGUGGAACGGCCAAGAUUUCACUAGCAAAAAGAAGGAGAUCGGUAUUAACUGGAUCAACCCUGCCAAACGUGAGCGGAAGGAGCAGUCAUACUCCAUGGACAAAUACUACAAGCAGGCUUUGUCGACUGGCGGUCGCACCGCUGACACAAAGCCAAAGGCUCCCCGAGCACCAAAGCAAAUCACUGUCCACGACUAUCAAUUCUUCCCUGGUAUGUUGCGGGAUCUUCAGGAUCGCGAAACUGCCUACCACCGCAAGGAAAUCGGCUACAAGGUUCCCCUUCCUGAAGGACCAGAUGAUGACUUGUCAGAUCGCGAAGCUGAACGUGCGUUGGACCAAGCAGAGAUUGACAAUGCUACACCACUCACCGAGGAGGAGCAAGAGGAGAAGCAGCAACUCUCUCAGCAAGGAUUUGCUGAUUGGAAUCGCAGAGACUUCCAGCAAUUCAUUAACGGUUCUGCAAAGUACGGCCGAAAGGACUACGAGCAAAUUGCCGACGAGGUCGACAGCAAGACUCCUGAAGAGAUCAAAGCUUAUGCAAAAGUUUUCUGGCAGCGAUACACUGAAAUUGCUGAUUACAGCAAAUAUAUCAGCUUGAUUGAGGCUGGAGAAGAGAAGACCAGGAAGAUGGAGCAUCAGCGAAAAAUGCUGCGUAAGAAGAUGCAGCAAUACCGUGUUCCUCUUCAGCAGCUGAAGAUCAACUAUUCGGUCUCUACAACAAACAAGAAGGUCUAUACCGAGGAGGAAGACCGAUUCUUGCUUGUCUUGCUUGACAAAUAUGGUGUCGACAGCGAAGGAAUUUUCGAACGCAUUCGUGAUGACAUUCGCGACAGCCCACUCUUCCGCUUCGACUGGUUCUUCCUUAGCCGAACCCCGAUCGAGAUCAGCAGAAGAUGUACCACAUUGCUCACGACUGUUGCACGAGAGUUCGAGGAUGCAUCUGCUCCGAAAGGUGCGAAUGGCACUACCAAUGGUAAAGGCAAGAGAGAGCCGGAUGAUGAUGAGAAUGAUGAAGAUAGCGUUCUUGGAAUGGCACCGGCAAAGAAGAAGUCUAAGAAUGGUGUAAAGAACAAGGCACUUGAUAACAUCAAGUCUGGUGCAGGCAGCAAGGCGACUUCCGCUGCUCCUUCUUCCAGAGCGUCAAGUGUCAUGUCAACCGCAUCGAGCCCCGCACCUGUCUCGAAGGGCAAAACAAAGGGCAAAAAGAAGUGAUGAGUGUGCUUAUUAUGACCGCUUUCUUUUCUCCAUGUAAUGGUCAAAACGGUGGGAAAGGGGCGUAAAUAAGAAUUUCUGGCAUCAUUGUAUGGCGUAUUAGAGGUUGUGAGGUGGAACCGUUGAUUUGGGUCGUACCGACGGGAAACUCUACAUUGAAUUGCUCUCGUAUUGCUGAUAGAGGGAAAGAGAAAAAUGCCAUGUUUUUCAUAAUGCCUUAGUGCCAUGGAGUGCCGGUGCGGAACUACUAGAUGACUUCUCUGAUUCACAAUUCAUCUAAAGCAUCUUUCGAAGUGUCC